Messenger RNA from Balaenoptera ricei (Rice's whale), 3402 nucleotides. It is a transcript of the gene RUFY4, whose product is annotated as RUN and FYVE domain containing 4. NCBI's taxonomy places the organism in Eukaryota, Metazoa, Chordata, Mammalia, Artiodactyla, Balaenopteridae. The coding region runs from base 989 to 2704 and encodes 571 amino acids. The record is from RefSeq and is a predicted model, not a curated record. The transcript has 14 exons. Gene Ontology annotation, biological process: positive regulation of macroautophagy.
GAGACGGGGACACGGGGGACAGAGAGGGGGGACGCAGCCUCUGCACGCGGGAGACCAAGUCCCAGAGAAGGAGAGACAGACGGGCAGGCAGUCCCCGUGGUAGGACAGAGCCAGGCAUGGGUACCGCGUGCUCCAGUGUUUACAUGCAGUUCCUGGGGGGUUGUGAAACGGGUAGUCCUCGCAGAUGCCUGCUCCUCUGUUCUCUGCCCCCAAUACUAGGCCCUGGGAACCAACAGUGGAAAGACCCCAGCCUCAAAGAGACAAAGCACAGCCAGGGUGGGAGGGCCACAGUCCGCCUGGGCAACCCACCGGGCCACUUCCUGGACAGAGCAUCUCACCAGUACUUUCACUUUCAACCUUUCAGCGGUGAGUCCCAGAACUGGGGGAACGGCACUGGUGACCAGCACUCACCGGGACCCCUCAGAAGAGAUGGGGAGGAGGAGGCAGACGUGAGGUGGGACCGUUGUCCUCCCCUCCACACCUGCACCACACUCCAACCAAGUGACAGUAAAGGUAGGACAGCCUCAUAGCCUCUUUGUGCCACCUGGUGGCGAUAAGGAAGAAAGACAAGAGCAAGUGACCGUGAUGAGAAGGGGAGAGAACUCGCAGAGCAACAAUUGCCACUACCUCAUCGGGUGCUGGGCUGGGCAUGAGUCACUUCCCAGGCAGCAAACUCUGGAAAAGGCUGUGCAGAGCCCUCAGUCACAAAUGACAGGCUCAGGCUGCAGUGCUCUGCUUUCCAUGCCCCAGCCAGCCAGGCCUUCCCAGAUCAUCUGAGCUAAAAGGAGCGGCAGAGACCCUCAGUCCAACCCCUUGGUCUACAGAUGGGGAAAUCCAGACCCACGAAAAGCGAAGGAUGUGCCCCAGGUCACACAAUGAGCCAGCAGCAGGGCCAGGAUGGAGAACCAGGAGAGAGCUGGGCAGCUGAAGCCAGAGGCUCCUUCUUGGCCUCUAGACCCGCAAGGAAUCACGUCAUUUCCAAACACUCAUGGCAGAAGAAGGGGCUGUCUUCAAGAUGACCAGUGACCUGAAGGCUGUCAUCUCUGCCAUCCUCCAGGGCUAUGGGCGUGGGCGGCAGCCGGUGACAGACGCCAGUGCUGAACUGCACAGACUCUGUGGCUGCCUGGAGCAACUGCUGCAGUUUGACCAGAAAGAGCAGAAGAGCUUCCUGAGGCCUCGGAAGGAUUACUGGGACUUCCUCUGCACGGCCCUGUGGCGGCAGCGGGGGGACACGGAGCCAGUCCACUUUGUCCACUCACAGGACAAGUUGAAGACCCCGCUGGGAAAAGGCCGAGCCUUCAUCCGCUUCUGUCUUGCCCACGGACAGCUGGCCGAGUCCCUGCAGCUCUGCCUCCUGAACCCAGAGCUAACCAGGGAGUGGUAUGGCCCCCGGAGCCCUCUGGUGUGCCCUGAACUCCAGGAAGACAUCCUGGAUUCCCUCUAUGCUCUCAACGAGGUGACCUUCGACUUGGACCUGCAACGGCCAGACUUGGAUGGAGCCUGGCCCAUGUUCUCAGAAUCCCGCUGCUCCAAUUCCAACUGGACCCAGGGAAGAAGACCCAGAAAGAUCAAAGAUUCCCCUAAGGAGAUCUCACCCACAUAUGGAGACCCCACAGGAGGCCACUCAGAGGAGCCACAUACCAGGCAAGCCAGUUCUCUGCAAGAUGCACCCAGGGAAGACAGGUUGGCUGGACUCCCCAGGGCCCAGCAACACAAGCAUCAGCCCCUCUUUUUGGAAAAGAAGAAAGAAGAUCCCAGGAGGCUUGGGCCUCCCCAGAGCAUGUGGGAACUAGAGGGGGAGGAGCUUCAGCAAAACCAGGAGAAAGGAGCUCCAAGGACGGGGAUCUGCCUGGAGAACUCAACACCUAGCAUCCAGGGACAGGGGAAGGGGGACAAAGGGACUCUGAAGGAGGUGAUAGGAACAGAGGCUGAGGGCAGGGGGGUUUUGCUGAGUGCAGAGGGCCAGAGAACAAUAGAUGGGACUUAUGAAGGGGAAGCAGAGAGGAGUCAUAUCCAUAGGCUGCUGGCCUCCAGCCCCAAAGAGAUGUUAGGGGAUGCAGUGUCAGGGAGCCGUCAGGGCGGGAAAGUGCCCAGCCUCCCGAGGGAGUUCUGGGUCCUUCAGGGCCUGGAAACAAAGGAAGGCUCCACCACGGAGAAGCCCCAAGAGCAAAUAGGAAUGACCACUGCAACCAGGAGUGAGGAACAAGCAGAGAUGGCCUUGCAGGAUGUGGUCAAGAGUCUCAGACAUGGGCUCCAGAAAACCAAGGAGCAGGCCCAGCACCAGGAACAGCUGCUGAAGGAGCAGGAAGGGGAGCUGAAGGCACUGCAGGAACAGCUCAGCAGGUGUCAGGAGGAGAGGGCCCGGCUGCAGGCGGAGCUGGAGCAGAAGCAACGGGAGGCCGAAAGCAAGGGUGCCGUGUAUGAGGAGGAGCUUGGCGGGCAGCGGGACCUGGUCCGAGCCAUGAAGAGGCGGGUGCUGGAGCUGAUUCAAGAGAAGGAUAACCUGUGGCAGAAGGUCCAGCAUCUCUCUUCCUUGGGCCCUGGAUGCUGUGUUGUCUGUAACAAGAUCUUUGGUCGGCUGUCUCGGCGGUACCUGUGCAGGCUCUGCGGAGGCCUGGUUUGCCAUGCCUGCUCUGUGGAUUUUAAGAAGAAGGAGUGCCACUGCCCACCCUGCUCCCAGAGGAGAGAAGCCCAGGUCCUCUGACUGAGACCCACCCACCCCACCUGAUCGGCUGUCCCCUCGGCCCUUCCCAGCCCUCUGGUCUGACCAGUCCUGCCUUCUAGAAGUUGGCCGUCUAAGGUGGACAGCACUUGAGUGGACAGACCGUGGUGUGGAGGAUGGAAGAAGCCGGGCUGGCAGUCAGGAAAGAGGUCCUAACCCUGCAUCUCCCACUGAUGAGCUGGGUGACUUUGGCAAAGCUGUCAGGCUUUUUCCCGUAACAUGAGGGAGUGGGCACCAUCCUCUCUAAAGUCCCUGCAGGCUCAAAGUCCUUGUCCAAGAAUAAGGCCCAGUGGCCCUGACAUUUCUCCUCUGCACUCUCUUCUCAGCCAGCCCGUCCUUCAUGAUACACGGGAGCUUCCUGUCUGCAGUCUGCUUCGGAGGUCUGCUUUCAUUCUUAACAGCUUUCUUUAGGUACUAUUAAUGUAUAAUACACUUCACAUAAACCUGAUGAGUACAGUCUGAUGAGUUUUGACUUUAAUAUACACCCUGAAGCCAUCACCAUAUUCAAAAUAAUAGACACAUCCAUCAGCCCAGUUUCCUUGUGCCCUUUGUCAUCUCUCCCCCACCCCACCUCUCCCCAUCCCCGGGCAACCACUUACUUGCUUUCUGUCAUUAGAGACUAGUUUGCAUUUUCUAGAAUUUUGUAUAAAUGGAAUCAUACUGUAUAUACUCCUUAUUAU